Molecule: messenger RNA, 2494 nt
Organism: Abrus precatorius (Indian licorice)
Lineage: Eukaryota; Viridiplantae; Streptophyta; Magnoliopsida; Fabales; Fabaceae
Product: probable inactive leucine-rich repeat receptor kinase XIAO
Exons: 1
Coding region: 902-2386 (494 amino acids)
Molecular function (GO): protein binding
Source: RefSeq, a predicted model, not a curated record
AAAUUUGAAAAAAAUAUAAUUAUACAAAAGUAAAUAUGGUUAUUUUAGGAGAAAGAGUGUACAAUCUACGAGUGCUGGUCUUUUUUCUCAAAAAACAAGUGCCAAGAAAGAACACAUAAUUUGUUACUUAUUAUUAGUUAUACCUUUUCAAAACUUUUUUUCACUUAUUCAAAUAAAAAAAUUAUCCAUAUUUAUUUAUCUAAAUAAUUUGUUUACUUUAUUUAUACUUUCUUUUGUAUCCAAAUACAAAUGAAUUUCAAGGAUAAGAGCUCAAGAUAUUUAAGUUGUGUGUCAGAUAUUGAAUGCGAUGAGGCAAAAUUAAAUUACGUGCCAAACCAAGUCUCUUUACCAAAAUACUUGUAAACUUGUGCAUGCGGGAUGAAAGGUUUGGGCGCAAAGUGGAAUUAGAACCGUUUAUUUUUCUUUGGGUCAACGAAUUAGAACCAUCUCGCACAUGCUCAAAGCGGUGGGCAAGUUGACAGAUCCAACAAUUGCACCAGGUUGAGUCAAUUAUGGAGGCUGCUUACAGAUAAAUGUCACGAACCAAAACCUCUAUCAACAAAUCACUUCACACUCUUUUUCUCCUUUAAUUUUUUUUAUUAUUAAAUAAGUUUCAUUACUCAAACCCCCAUUCUUUAAAAGUUAAUUUGUAAGAAAUUAUAUGAAUAAAUUGUAAACUCGAGUUUAUUAACUAUACAAUUAAAAGGUGCACUAAAAUGAAAGUAUCCGAAUCGAGUACUGAAAAGGGGUCCAGAUGCCAUUUAUGUCUAAGCAAACUUGGUCACUUGUUUUGCAUUAAAGACACCAAACAUUCGCAAAACCUUAUCAUCAUAGCAUUCACAAAACCUUAUCAUCAUAGCAUUCACUCUCCCACACUUCCCAAAUUCUCUUGCAACAUAAAAUGAAGCGCUCUGACUCUCGCUCACCCUACACUUCCACUGUCACCACCACCACUACCCUUUUCAUCCUCUUCAUCUUCACAACACUACACCACAACGCCAACGGUGCCACAUGUCAUGCGGACGAUGAAGCGGGCCUAUUGGGCUUCAAAUCCGGCAUCAAAUCCGACCCAUCAGGCCUGCUCAAGUCAUGGAUACCAGGUACAUACUGUUGCAAUUGGACAGGCGUAGAAUGCCACUUCAACAGCACCCGGGUCAUGAACCUUUAUCUACAGGGUCAAACCAACAGCAAACCCGCAUCCAUAUUAUCGGGUACCAUCUCACCCACCCUCUCAAAAAUCCAACUCCUUACUGGACUCUACCUUUUCGACCUCAAAAACAUUUCGGGUCCUUUCCCAAUUUUCCUCUCCAAACUACCGAGCCUUAAAUACAUUUACAUCGAGAACAACCAACUCUCGGGUCGAAUACCCGAGUCCAUCGGCAACAUGACCCAAUUAGACGUACUCAGUUUAGCGGGUAACCGGUUCACCGGCCCAAUACCGAGUUCAAUUUCCGAGUUGACUCAGUUAACUCAGCUCAAACUCGGUGACAACUUACUCAGCGGAACAAUUCCUCAGUCCAUAAGCAAGCUUGUUAACUUAACGUACCUGAGUCUCCAGGGGAACAAUCUAGAAGGUGCCGUACCUGAUUUUUUCUCGCCGUUCACGGACCUUAGAAUUCUCGAACUUUCUCGGAACAAAUUUUCCGGGAAAAUCCCAAACUCAAUUUCUACCUUGGCGCCAAAGCUGACCUACCUUGAGCUCGGGCACAACUCACUUUCCGGGAAAAUUCCUGAUUUUCUCGGAAAGUUCAGAGCGCUGGACACGCUGGACCUCUCGUGGAACAAGUUUUCGGGGACGGUGCCGGCUAGUUUCAAGAACUUGACGAAGAUCUUCAACCUGGAUCUCUCCAACAACCUCCUCGUUGAUCCGUUUCCCGAGAUGAACGUGAAAGGCAUCGAAUCGUUGGAUUUGUCGAACAACAUGUUCCAUUUGGGGGAAAUUCCGAAGUGGGUGGCUUCGUCUCCGAUAAUAUUCUCUCUGAAGCUUGCGAAUUGUGGGAUCAAGAUGAGGCUCGAUGAUUUCAAGCCUUCGGAGACGUAUUUCUACGACUUCAUUGAUCUUUCGGGGAACGAGAUUUCGGGAAGCGCGUUAGCAUUGCUUAAUAGUACGGAGUAUUUGGUGGGGUUUUGGGGUUCGGGGAACAAGUUGAAGUUCGAUUUGGGGGGUUUAAGGUUGGGGCAGAGGUUCAAGUAUUUGGAUUUGUCGCGUAAUGAGGUGUUUGGAAAGGUUCCGAAUAGUGUUGUCGGGCUUGAGAAGUUGAACGUAAGUUAUAACCAUCUUUGUGGUCAGCUUCCAAAGACUAAGUUCCCCGCCAGUGCCUUUGUUGGAAAUGAUUGUCUCUGUGGUUCUCCUUUGCAACCUUGCAAAAAAAGCCUAGUUAUAUAAGCUUCAAGCUUUCUUCUUUGUUUUUGCCGUUUGCUUGCAGCGUCUCCUCCAAGUUUGGGCGAAGAAUAAUAACAAUAAUGGAGUAAAUCCUUGAGUUUAUUAUUGAGA